This is a messenger RNA of Xiphophorus maculatus (southern platyfish), 1059 nucleotides long. Its product is annotated as opsin-VA-like. Gene Ontology annotation, molecular function: G protein-coupled receptor activity. NCBI's taxonomy places the organism in Eukaryota, Metazoa, Chordata, Actinopteri, Cyprinodontiformes, Poeciliidae. The coding region runs from base 1 to 993 and encodes 330 amino acids. The record is from RefSeq and is a predicted model, not a curated record. Gene Ontology annotation, cellular component: membrane; photoreceptor outer segment. The transcript is spliced from 6 exons. Gene Ontology annotation, biological process: G protein-coupled receptor signaling pathway.
AUGCUUCCUCUCCAAGAGCCUCAUAGGAACAUUCGACCAGCAUGGACAGGAACAGCAUCUCCCUCACAUCCACACCCACGACUGGUGAUAGCUGUGAUGCUGAGGAACACGUCUCUUCUGCAGCCCAUGAACAUCUUGAUCCUGAGCCUGGCGGUGUCUGACCUCAUGAUCGCCCUGUGCGGCUUGCUGGUCGCCACCAUCACAAACUACCAGGGCUCCUACUUUAUCGGCCAUGCCGCCUGCGUUUUCCAGGGAUUUUCUGUGAAUUACUUCGGCCUGGGGUCUCUCUGCACUCUAACCCUUCUCGCCUUCGAGCGCUACAACGUGGUGUGCCACCCAAAAGCUGCUUUGAGGUUGAGCAUGCGGCGAAGUGUGCAGGGCCUGCUGUUUGUCUGGGUCUUCUGCUUGUUCUGGGCUGUCGCCCUGUUACUCGGCUGGAGCUCCUACAGUCUCGAAGACUUCCAGACGCCCUUCUCUCUGGCGUGGGAGGAGAGGUCGUGGAGCAACACCAGCUACCUCAUUCUGUACUCACUCCUCUGUUUCAUUGUACCUGUCGCCAUCAUCAUCUACUGCUACUUCCAUGUGCUGAAAUCCUUGAGAAAGCUGAACAGGAGGCUGGAGCUGCCAGGCGGCCGUUCCAGGAAGAGUGAGAAUGAUCACGCCAUCACCAUGGUCCUGGCGAUAACAGCCUUCUUUGUUUGCUGGCUGCCUUACGCAGUGGUGGUAGUGGUGGAUCCAGAGCUGCGCGUCCCUCCACUCAUUGCAACUCUGCCCAUGUACUUUGCAAAAACCAGCCCGGUGUACAACCCCAUCAUCUACUUCUUUUCCAACGAACAGUUCCGUGAGUGUGCUCUGGAGGUGUUGUCGUGCGGGCGUUAUGUUCCCAGGGGGGCCGCUGGCGUCAGCAUCCCUGUGAGCUCCUUGAACAGGGGGAGCUGUCUGUCUUCCAGGAGCAGGAGCGCCAGCACGCGCAGCAAGGUGUUGCCUCUGUGACUUCUCCGCAGCCAAAACAAACAAGGUGCCAUUGUUGACAACUAUUGUUGGCGCCUUGUCAAGGAC